AUGCAUCUGCACCAGGUGCUCACCGGGGCAGUCAACCCGGGCGACAACUGCUACUCGGUGGGCAGCGUCGAGGACACCCCCUUCACGGCAUAUGGCUCCGGUUGCGACAUUGUGAUUUUGGCACAUGACUUCGAAUGUGUGCAGAUUAUUUCCGGUGCUAAGCAUGGAAACAUCCAAGUCAGCUGUGUGGAGUGCUCCCAGCAUCAAGGAAGGAUUGCAGCCUCUUACGGAAACGCCGUGUGCAUCUUUGAGCCCCUGGGUAUAAAUUCCCACAAGAGAAACUGUCAACUGAAGUGUCAGUGGUUGAAAACAGGGCAGUUUUUCCUCAGUUCUAUGACCUUCAACUUAGCAUGGGACCCCCAAGGUAACCGGUUGCUGACAGCAACAGAUUUCUUGCAAUUAUGGGCCCCUCCACCUAGCGAUACCCUUGAAGAAGAGGAGGAAGAAGAUGUUGUCAAAGAAGAUAAAAUUCAUCCUGUUCUAAAUGACUGGAAAUGUGUCUGGCAAUGCAAGACAGCGGUGUCUGUGCAUCUGAUGGAGUGGUCACCAGAUGGUGAAUAUUUUGCAACAGCUGGUAAGGACGAUUGUCUUUUAAAAGUCUGGUAUCCAAUGACGGGCUGGAAGUCAUCUCUCCUACCCCAAGACAGAGAAGAGCAAAAGAAGAUCUCUGCAUCGGUUCACUUUGCCUUUGUGUAUUUGGCGCAUCCUCGAGCAGUGACUGGAUUUUCGUGGCGAAACACCAGCAAGUUUAUGCCCAGGGGCUCAGUUUGCAAUGUGCUGCUUACUUCGUGCCUCGACGGCAUUUGCCGGCUCUGGGCAGAGACUCUGUUGCCAGAAGACAGCCUUUUGGGGGAGCAGAUCUGCGAGACGAGCACAUCCAGCAUUAGCACCAGCAGCAGCCUCUCUCAUUCCGGGAGACACAAAGACAACAUUCAGCAUGCAUUGGAGACCAUUCAUCACUUGAAAAAUAUGAGGAAGGGGCAGCGAAGAUGUUCCAUCCUCAUCACACACACGGAAGAUUUGGCUGACCAGCUGGGGACGCAUGAAGUCCAGCGGCACAUUUCACACCAUGCUAACGCCCUCUGCCAUUUCCAUAUCGCUGCGAGCAUUAAUCCGGCCACAGACAUCCCACCAGCUUUGGUUAAGACAGCUUUCAGUGUUGAUGAAGGAAAUGAAGGCUUCGUUGUUCACUGGCUGAACAAUAAAGAGUUCCAUUUUACGUCCUGCAUCGAGAUCUUUAUGCAACACCUCCGGCAACUCACUGACGAGCAGACAAGGAAAGAAGAGGAGGAGGUUGAGGAGCUGGAUGAGCAGGAAGAGAAAGAGAGGGGCUUGCACAUGAAACUUGACCAUGAGUUGUCUCUCGAUAGAGAAUCUGAGACAGGGACAGGGACAGGUUCCUCGGAACACGAAGACGGGGAGAGAGAGGGGAGCCCCAAAAUCCUUUCUCCAGCCGCCUUGCCUGUUCCGCUUCCCACCGUGCUGCUUGACCGUAAGAUAGAAAUGCUCUUGAAAGAAUGGAACAAGAACCCGGACAUGCUGUUCACCAUCCACCCUAUCGAUGGCACCUUUCUAGUGUGGCACGUGAAAUAUUUGGAUGAAUACAACCCUGGGAUCUUCAGACAAGUUCAGGUUUCGUUUUCUUCUCAGAUCCCUGUUGCAUUUCCAUCAGGAGAUGCGAGCUCCCUUAGUAAAAAUAUCAUGAUGUAUGCCUGUACUACCUCCGCAAAAGAAAUCAGUAAUGCCCUGCAACAGAGGAGAUCCAGCAUCCCCGAUGACAUGUCGGUAUUGAGGCUGAGCAGUCCCCAGGACAAUUUGAGCUUAAACAUCACCGUUCCCACUGUCAUGAUGGUUUCCAAACACAUUGAUGGCUCCCUAAAUCAGUGGGCCGUCUCCUUCGCAGACACAUCCGCUUUUACGGCAGUGCACACUGUCACUCACAAAUUUAGGUAUUGCGGACACCGAUUUCAUCUCAACGACCUGGCCUGCCACUCGGUCCUACCCUUGCUGCUAACAUCUUCCCACCACAAUGCUCUGCUAACCCCGGAUUCCGACCAGCCGUGGGACUCAGAUGGCCUCAACAAAAUGGUGGAUCCUAUGAGGCUUCUCAAAGGCUCUUCCAGGCAGCAGCUCCGAAACGCGGCCACUCGGACAUUCCACGACCCAAACGCAAUCUACAGCGAACUGAUUCUGUGGCGGGUAGACCCCAUCGGUCCCCUAUCGUACACUGGAGGAGUAUCAGAGCUGGCUCGUAUCAAUUCUCUUCAUACCUCCGCUUUUUCUAAUGUGGCUUGGCUUCCGACUUUGAUUCCCAGCUACUGUCUUGGUACCUACUGCAAUUCUGCCAGUGCUUGCUUCGUGGCCUCGGAUGGCAAAAACCUGCGGUUAUACCAAGCUGUGGUGGAUGCACGGAAACUUCUGGAUGAACUGAGUGACCCUGGGUCCUCCAAAUUAAUCGGUGAGGUGUUUAAUAUUGUGAGUCAGCAGUCAACAGCUCGACCAGGGUGCAUUAUUGAAUUAGAUGUCAUAACUGACCAGUGUGGGUCGAACACACAAUUACUUCACGUCUUCCAAGAGGAUUUCAUUUUGGGAUACAAGCCACAUAAGGAAGAUAUCGAGAUAAAAGAAACAGAGAUAUUUUUCCAGCCAUCAAAAGGUUAUCGCCCACCACCCUUCUCUGAGAAGUUCUAUCUUGUAGUCAUCGAAAAAGAUAGCAGUGGCCGCUCAGUCCUUCAUAUGUGGCAUCUACACCUCAGAUCUGUGCAGGCGUGUGUAGCAACAUCUAUGGAAGGUAAUUCAUUUGAAAACCAGCUGACUGUCCCUGGUCAAAAGACGGUGGAGUCAUCCCCAGACACGUCCCCUGGUGCCACCCCAAUGCCGCGUUCCUCAUCCGUUGCGAAUCUUCAGACAGCCAGUAAACUUAUUCUGAGCUCCUGCCUCGUGUACAGUUACCCGCUGGAUCUUCCUGCUGGCAUAGAAGUUAUAAGAGCAACUCCUUCUGCAGGGCACCUGAGCUCUUCGUCCAUCUACCCCGUCUGUCUCGCCCCUUAUUUGCUGGUGACUUCCUGUUCUGAUAAUAAAGUGCGGUUCUGGAGGUGUUCCAUAGAGACAGUGGCGAGCAGCAAAAAUGGUACAAAGGAGACCUACCACUGGAAGAAGUGGCCAUUAAUGAAUGACGAAAGAGAUGAGGACAGCAGCACAGUGUCAGUCGUGGGAAGGCCGGUUGCGGUCAGCUGUUCCUACACGGGGCGCUUAGCUGUGGCGUACAAGCAACCCAUCCAGCAUAACGGGUUUCUUUCCAAAGAGUUUUCUAUGCACGUUUGUAUUUUUGAAUGUGAGUCAACUGGAGGAUCCGAGUGGGUGUUGGAGCAGACAAUUCACCUGGAUGAUUUGGUGAAAAUGGGGAGCGUCCUGGACUCGAGAGUCAGCGUGGACAGUAAUUUAUUUGUGUACAGUAAAUCAGAUGUGUUCUUGAACAAGGACAGGUACCUCAUGCCGAAUAUCAAGCAUCUGGUCCAUUUGGACUGGGUUUCGAAGGAAGAUGGCUCACACAUCCUUACGGUUGGGGUGGGUGCCAACAUUUUCAUGUACGGGCGUCUUUCGGGAAUCGUGACAGAACAAACCAGCAGCAAGGAUGGUGUGGCUGUCAUUACUUUACCACUAGGUGGUAGCAUAAAGCAAGGUAUCAAAUCUAAAUGGGUACUGCUGAGAUCAAUUGACCUGGUCUCCUCUGUGGAUGGUACCCCUUCCUUGCCUGUCUCUCUGUCUUGGGUAAGAGAUGGAAUUCUGGUCGUUGGGAUGGAUUGUGAAAUGCACGUCUACGCGCAGUGGAAACAUGCCGCGAAAUCAGGAGACGGGGGAAACAAUGCCUUUGUGGUCGAAGAUUCGCCCAUGCUGGAUCUGACGAAAACAAGCCUGCUUGCAAAGAAGGCCAGUAUAAUCGACGGGGCUGGAAUUGUGGACGAUGUCUUUGGUACCCCCACUGUGAUUCAAGACGGUGGCCUGUUUGAAGCCGCUCACGUCCUUUCCCCUACUCUCCCUCAGUAUCACCCAACCCAACUGUUAGAACUGAUGGAUUUGGGCAAAGUUCGCCGAGCAAAAGCCAUUCUUUCGCAUUUAGUGAAAUGCAUUGCCGGGGAAGUUGCAAUUGUUAAAGAUCCGGAGGCAGGAGAUGGUGGUUCCAAGCGGCAUCUGUCCCGUACCAUUAGCGUCAGCGGCAGCACUGCUAAAGAUGCCAUCACCACUGGGAAAGACGGCACACGGGACUACACCGAGAUAGAUUCUAUUCCGCCUCUGCCCUUAUACGCGCUCCUCUCAGCAGACCAGGAUUCCACGUAUAAAACCGAGGAAAUCACCAAAGGACCACAAGUCUCAGAAGAUCGUGUAAAAAGGAAAGCAGAGGACCAGUACUCAGACCUUUUCCAGGUUCAGCAAGUCACAACUGAUGACUUCAUCGACUUUGAGCCAGAAAAGAGAGAGAAUAGAUCCAAAGUCAUUAACCUCUCUCAGUACGGGCCAACUUACUUUGGCCGAGAACACGCCAGUGUCCUUUCAAGCCAUCUAAUGCACUCCAGUUUGCCAGGACUCACCCGACUGGAACAAAUGUUCUUGGUCGCCUUGGCAGACACCGUGGCCACGACGAGCACUGAACUUGACGAAAACAGGGAGAAGCAUUACUCAGGGAGAGACACGCUAGACGAGUGUGGCUUGCGGUAUUUGUUAGCGAUGCGUUUACACACCUGUCUUCUGACAUCGCUCCCGCCUCUGUACCGUGUGCAGCUGCUCCAUCAAGGUGUUUCCACCUGCCAUUUUGCCUGGGCGUUUCAUUCAGAAGCUGAGGAAGAGCUGAUCAACAUGAUUCCUGCCAUCCAACGAGGAGACCCACAGUGGUCCGAACUUAGAGCCAUGGGAAUAGGCUGGUGGGUCAGGAACAUUAAUACCCUGCGAAGGUGCAUGGAAAAGGUCGCAAAAGCAGCGUUCCAGAGGAACAAUGAUGCCUUGGAUGCCGCGCUCUUUUACCUUGCGAUGAAGAAGAAGGCGGUGGUGUGGGGUCUGUUUCGGUCUCAGCACGAUGAGAAGAUGACGCAGUUUUUCAGCCAUAAUUUCAGCGAAGAUCGGUGGCGUAAAGCAGCUUUAAAAAAUGCUUUUGCCUUGUUGGGGAAACAGCGCUUUGAACAGUCUGCCGCCUUUUUCUUAUUAGCAGGGUCGCUAAAAGAUGCUAUAGAGGUGUGCCUUGAGAAAAUGGAAGACAUCCAGUUAGCUAUGGUUAUUGCUCGUUUGUAUGAGUCUGAAUUUGAGAUCUCCUCCACCUACACAGCCAUCCUUUAUGAAAAAAUUUUGGGCUGUGAAAAGGACGGAACUGGGUUCAGGUGUAGUAAGCUGCACCCCGAUCCUUUCCUGAGAAGCCUUGCUUAUUGGGUCAUGAAAGAGUACACCCGAGCACUUGACACUUUGCUAGAACAGACACCAAAGGAAGACGAUGAAAAUCCAGUCAUCAUCAAGUCUUGCAAUCCGGUGGUGUUCAGUUUCUACAACUACCUUCGUACCCACCCCUUGCUGAUUCGGAGGAAUUUUUGCUCACCUGAGGGGGCUUUGGCCACUGUAGGUUUACAGACAGAGAAAAGCUUUGUGGAUAAAAUCAAUCUCAUCGAGAGGAAGCUGUUUUUCACCACCGCCAAUGCUCAUUUCAAAGUGGGGUGUCCCGUCUUAGCUCUUGAAGUCCUUUCCAAACUUCCCCAAAUAAGCCACAGAGCCAUGCUUUCUGCCAAGAAAGAGGUAGCCAGCCCGAGUCCCGUUAUGCAGAACGGUGUGAAAUCAGAGCCAAAGGCAUUGGGAGAAGAGAGCACUGCAGACUGGUCACAGCCAUCGGCCGAGUCAGUAAACCUUAUCGACUGGAGCCAGCCAGUGGUAACAUUUGAGGAUGAACCUUUGAAACUUGAGUGGGACACAGACCGAAGCGGUUCACAAGAAGAUGAAGAGGAGGAAGGCUUGCUCCUGAAGGAUUCAAAACUGGAAGCUGAAAGUCAAAAGCAAGCCGAGAAGAGCCCAGAUGCCGAUCAAAGCCCGGACACGGACACAGAGGAAACCGAGGUCGACGUGAUCGCUGAGCAGCUCAAGUUCAGAGCGUGUCUCAAGAUCCUCAUGACCGAACUGAGAACGUUGGCCACGGGCUAUGAGGUUGACGGAGGGAAGCUCCGGUUCCAGCUGUACAACUGGCUGGAAAAAGAAAUCGCAGCUUUGCACGAAAUCUCCAACCACGAAGCACGUAGCAAAGGCUACACGGAGGCCCGGAUCAACGGAGACUUGCUCGAGCAUGAAGAAGCGUCCGAUAAGCCGGAGAUCGGCUCGUACGAGCGGCACCAGAUCGAAAGGCGGAGGCUGCAAGCGAAGCGCGAACACGCCGAACGGCGGAAGUGGUGGCUGCAGAGGAAUCAGGCGCUCCUGAGGGUCUUUCUGAGCUACUGCAGCCUCCAUGGAGCGCAGGGGGGCGGCCUGGCAUCCGUGAGGAUGGAGCUGAAGUUUUUGUUGCAAGAAUCGCAGCAAGAGACGACCGUCAAGCAGCUUCAGUCCCCACUUCCAUUGCCCACAACCCUGCCGUUGCUCUCGGCAAGCAUCGCUUCCACCAAAACCGUGAUAGCCAAUCCCGUGUUGUACUUAAACAACCACAUCCAUGAUGUUCUUCACACCAUCGUGCAGAUGAAAACCCCUCCGCAUCCCAACGUUGAAGAUGUCAAGGUUCAUACUCUUUAUUCGUUAGCGGCUUCACUUUCUGCAUCUAUUUACCAAGCACUGUGUGACAGCCAUAGCUAUAGCAGUCAAACAUUGACAAAUCAGUUUACCGGAAUGGUUUAUCAAGGACUGUUAUUAAGUGACCGUCGCAGAUUGAGGACAGAAAGCAUUGAAGAGCACGCGACACCAAAUUCAUUGCCUGCUCAGUGGCCUGGGGUGAGUUCACUUAUCAGUCUCCUAAACACAGCCCAGGACGAGGACCAACCCAAGUUAAACGUCUUGCUGUGCGAAGCGGUCGUGGCUGUCUACUUGAGUCUGCUGAUCCACGCUCUGGCCACUAAUUCGUGCAAUGAAAUGUUUCGGCUGGCGGCCCACCCUUUGAACGGUCGCAUGUGGGCUGCUGUUUUUGGUGGAGGAGUGAAGCUUGUCGUAAAGCCAAGAAGGCAGUCUGAAAAUAUUCCAGUAGCUGAUCCAGUUUCUGGUGAAACAAAGGACACUAACGAAGCACCUCCAGUACCUUCCGAAGAGAUGGAUAAGCAUCGCCGUCGGUUCAACAUGAGGAUGCUGGUGCCGGGGAGACCAGUGAAGGACAGUGCUGUCCCUCCCCCCGUGCCUGCGGAAAGGCCAUCCUACAAAGAAAAAUUCAUCCCUCCAGAGCUCAGCAUGCUGGACUAUUUUGUUGCCAAGCCGUUCCUUCCUUUAUCUGACAGCGGGGUGAUAUAUGAUUCCGACGAAAGCAUUCAUAGCGAAGAUGAAGACGAGGACGCCUUCCUCUCUGAUACGCAGAUCCUGGAGCACAAGGAUCCCAACUCGUACAGCUGGGCCCUUAUCCAUUUGGCGAUGGUAAAACUGGCACUGAACAAUAUUAAGACCUUUUUCCCCAUUACUGGUUUAGAAAUAUCUGAUCUUCCAGUCAAGUCACCCCUGGGAAUUGCCGUGAUUAAAAACUUGGAGAACUGGGAACAGAUCCUGCAAGAAAGAAUUGACCAGUUUGAAGGUCCACCACCGAACUACAUGAAUACUUAUUUCCCUGAGCUUGGAACAGGUGCCGGAGCAGCUGCUGCUCGAAUAAAAGCUAUGGUCGACCCUGAGAACACCCCAUUCAAAUCAAAAGACUACUCUGCGCUGCCAGCUAAAAGACUGUGGCAUUUUCUGGUGAAACAAGAACUACUGCAGGACACCUUUCUCCGGUACACCUUUGCCAAGAAAAGGAAACAAAGUGAGUCUGUAGAAGACCGUGAGGAGCAGGUCACACAAAACAGCCUAGCAGAAGAUGAAAAAAACAAGGUGGAGGCAGAACUCGGCUACCCAGGGGGAAAAGCAAAAAUUAUACACAAGGAGUCGGAUAUGAUCAUGGCAUUUGCCAUCAAUAAGGCCAACAUCAACGAGAUCGUUCUAGCAUCUACGCAUGACGUUCAAGAACUGGACGUGACGGCGUUGUUGGCUGCUCAGUCAUACAUAUGGAUUGGGGAAGAAUACGACCGUGAAUCUAAAAGUUCGGACGACGUCGACUUCCGUGGUUCCACCACGACACUCACGCAGAGCACUGCGUCUUUUGGCAUGGCUCAGAUGCAACCACCGCCUUCUAUUUCAACGUCAUCCAUGCCAUGGUUAGGCAGCGGGCAGACCAGCACCGGAGCAGGCAUACUAAUCAAGCGGAACUUGAAUAAUGUGAAACGAAUGGCUUCGCAUCCGGUCCAUCAAUAUUAUCUGACGGGAGCCCAGGAUGGGAGCGUGCGGAUGUUCGAAUGGACGAGGCCACAGCAACUGGUGUGCUACCGGCAAGCAGGCAACGCGAGGGUUACUCGAAUGUACUUCAAUUCUCAGGGGAAUAAGUGCGGCGUGGCGGAUGGAGAAGGCUUCUUAAGUGUGUGGCAAGUAAACCAAACAGCAACUAAUCCUAAACCUUAUAUGAGCUGGCAGUGCCACAGCAAAACCACAAGUGACUUUGCAUUCAUUACCUCUUCGAGUCUGGUGGCGACGUCUGGGCAGUCUAGUGACAACAGAAACGUGUGCUUGUGGGACACGUUGGUGUCACCAACGAAUAACCUCAUACAUGGCUUCACGUGUCACGACAACGGUGCUACAGUCCUUCAGUAUGCGCCGAAGCACCAGCUGUUGAUUUCCGGAGGCAGGAAAGGUUAUAUCUCCAUCUUCGACAUCAGACAGAGGCAAGUCCUUCAUACCUUCCAGGCUCACGACUCCGCCAUUAAGGCCCUUUCCCUGGACACCUCCGAAGAAUGUUUCUCUACGGGCUCGGCGGAAGGCAACAUGAAGGUGUGGAGGUUGACGGGCUACGGUUUGAUCCACUCCUUUAAACACGAGCACGCCAAACAGUCCCUCUUUCGGAACCUCAGCGCCGGAGUCAUGCAAAUCGAAAUGGCGCACGGCAACCGCAUCUUCUCCUGUGGAGCGGAUGGCACCCUGAAAAUGCGGGUGCUGCCCAACGCUUUCAGCCUCCCCUCCGGCCUUUGCGAAAUGCUGUAGGCUUCGUGCUGCCGUUGAUCCCGGCUUAAGCAGGUUUUUUUCUAAACUAUAUAUCCCAGGGGAAACAGUGCGAGGCUGGCCGUAGCUAGGGCUCUUAGGAGGGACGCUGCCCGUACUUUGCUUUAGAGUCGUCCUGCAGUGUUUGACGCUAUAGUUGAAAUUUGCAAAGAUGAGCCACAUUUUGACUUUUAAAAAAACAAACCCACACUUGUAUCGUUUUGAGCACUGCAUCUAUGGAUUGAUGGGCUGGGAAUGCAUGCACUGUACUGGAAUAGAAGUCCCCAUUCAAGUGAUCACAUGGCCAGUACCCUGACCCACAAGCCUCGUUUAUUAAGCAAGCGCCACACGUGUUUGCAGAUGUACAGUUGACGCAAAUCGAUCAAGUUCUCUUUUUCUCUGGGUUUUUUUUUAAGUGUAAUUUCUGAAUAUUUUUUCCAAGUCUUUGCCACUGAUUUCAAGCAUGUCUGCUGCUUUCUCCUCCACUUUUUCCCCCUUUGGAAACAAUUCAGUGUGACGAAGCGGGUAUGGGAUGCCAGUGUGAUCUUAUGGAUGAUCACUGGGGGAAUAUCCAAAAAGUGGGGAUGGUCACAUAACGGGACUUAUGUGCAAUGAGGAACGUGCUGUGAGCUAAAGUACCUUCACUGUCAAACGCUGAAAUGGAAUCCUCCUCUUCCCCCUCCUCCUCCUAACUUAGUAUUAAUAUACGGUUUAUGCUGUAAAAAUGCACAGAAGCACGUUUCGCAAGAGCAGUGGAGGGGUUUUCCUGAAAUUGCACACUCCCUUCUGUUUCCCGGGUCUUUGGGUAGAGAUGGACAUGACGAAAGACACAAGGCUGCCACUGAAAAUGGCGUUCCCCUCUCCCCCCUUCCACAGUGUUUAGCAUACCUUAGCCCUACUGUGUGCUGCCCUCCUCCGCUUCUAGCCUUAUCAUUGGCUUCUAGAGAGAGACAGCAAAAUGACAUCAGGAUUCGGGUUUCAUUCUCUAUUGCAUAAGGGGGAGAGGAAUUGGACACAGGGUGACAUUUCAGGGGCAGCUCUGUAUCUUGUAUGACGUUUAUUUUUGCCUUUUGACCCUGUUCCCCCCCCCCCCCCCCGUCUCCUGCCUUGGCAUUAGGAAUGUAUUGUGAGCGUUAAAUGUUUGUAGUGAACAAAUAACCUAUUUCUAGCCCUCUUCUGAACUUUGAUUUGAAACAAAAACAAUUAUCCAAGGGGAAAAAAGCUAUAGAAAAAAAACCCUACAGCUAGACCCAUACAACGCCACAUUUCGGAUGAAUGUCAGGUUUUCAUGUGGCCAAGUAGCUGACAAACCUGGUAAUUGGAAUUACCACAGCAUAUUGUAUAAAACUAUGCAGAGGUCAAUAUUGUUUGCUUUGUAAUAUACCAGCUAUUGUUUGUCAUAUCUAGAUGUAUUUUUCUCUGUUGUAAAACAGGAAGACAUGUUCUUACUUAAGAUACCGGAGCUGAUGUCUGUGUAUUUAAAUGUUAACAAAUUGUAUUUUUCCUCCCUUCUCCGAUGAGAAUUUUGGUGUCUGUGGUGUACUGUAAAAAAAUAAAUAUGCUACUACUAUGGCAGGAUAAAAAUGCACCUUUUUGUCUAAAGACAGUUUUAAUUGCAAGAUGUGAAGUAUGUAUAUGAAAAGAAAGCAGAUGUAAUUUGUUAGUUUUACCUUUGUAAGUUAAAUAAAUACAUUUUAUUUCACGGA
Molecule: messenger RNA, 10919 nt
Organism: Heteronotia binoei (common prickly gecko)
Lineage: Eukaryota; Metazoa; Chordata; Lepidosauria; Squamata; Gekkonidae
Gene: DMXL2
Product: Dmx like 2
Exons: 45
Coding region: 1-9216 (3071 amino acids)
Biological process (GO): vacuolar acidification
Cellular component (GO): RAVE complex
Molecular function (GO): protein binding
Source: RefSeq, a predicted model, not a curated record